AACCUGCAGGCAAGCUGACCUUGUUCCCUUUUCCCUACCUGUAGAACCCACAUGAUACCACCCUGUCUGUGCUUGCGUGCUCCUCUCGCUCUGCAGCAGUUUCCUGGGGGAGCUUUGUCUUUCUCCAGAGGAUUAUAUAGUGUGGACAGAAGGUGGGGGUUCUUAGUCCGGUAAUCCUAUUAGGAAAGUCCGACAUGCAGUGAGACAGAGGGAAAGAGAGAGAGAGAAGGACCCCGCUGAGAGGAAGACGCUGCCCCCUUUCCUAGUCACCAUGCUGGCCUCUCUCCUUACAGCACUUUUCUUCGUGGUCCGAGUGUUUGGCAAGUUGGGCAGUACCAUAUUUCGUGAAGAACGAGCACCAUAUCUCAUGUACCAGCCACUUCCAUGGCACGUGCAGUAUGUGACUCAAAACAGAAGGGCAAGCAGGGAUCAGGAGAGACGAGGAAGCUGCCAGUAUACCUGCACCACAUACCCAGCCAGGGACAAUUACGGUGUUCGAAGACCAUCUCCAAGGAUGGAGUUUUCUGGAGAAGAUGCACCAGAAAGAGCGGCUCUGACCAUCCAAACUCACUAUCGCAAAUAUCAGCAGAAUAAGCAAAACCAGGGAUAGAGGCUCUCCCUUUCCAACCCUGUGUUUUCUGACAAUAGAAUAUUUAGAUCUUUUCCUUAUGUAGGAGAUUUUCCCUUUCCUUUGCCUUGCAUACUAUUUACACUUUGCCUUCAACAGCCCCAAACUUGAACAUAACAUGAACUGGUUCCAUUCAAUGGCUUCCGAUACUUAAACUUCAGGACACAGUUUUCUUACCUCCAUAGGAAUACAUACAAUUUAACGUUCCCUUUUGUGCAUGUGAGCCUGUGACCUCUAUCUGUGUCCUGUCCUGCACAGUACUCAAGUAUCAGUACAUGUUCAGUUGCUUUUUAAUGUACUCCCAUUACUGUUAGACACGCACAAGUUCAAAAUACAGAACUUUUAGGCAAAACCAGAAAUUGUGCACCAUUUGAACUAGAAAUACAUGUGCUAAUGUUGCACCACAUUCACACCCAGUAGACACAUAUGGAGAGAUUUAUCAACAUUCAAGUUUUAUUUUUUUUCAUGAUUUGAGUUUUUUGUGCUAAAAAUUUUUAUAGUUCAAAAACUUGAAUGUCUGGUAUUUAUUAAGUCAAUGGGAGUGUCAUAGGCAAAGUCAAGCUGUAUUUUCAAUUCGAGAUAUUUGAGUUUUCAAGUUUUUUUCGAGUUUGUAAACUUAAAAAUUCUAGGUAUUUGAGUUUUUUUUUAUUUAAACGUGUUUUCCUUAUUAUUAAAUAAGUUAGCAUUUGAUACGCAAGUUUAUUCCAUUUACAAGAAAAUCUCGAAAUUGAUAAGCCCAAUAAUGUGUUUCUUCCCAUGUAGCUCUGAUGUGUAAAUAUAUUUCUGUAUAAACAUUUUAUUUACAACUAUGCUUAUUGCACGUAUCAUGCUGUAUAUUUUCUUUAGAGCUUGUAUUUGGGUUUUAAUAAAUGUUAUGACUCUAAA
This is a messenger RNA of Xenopus tropicalis (tropical clawed frog), 1513 nucleotides long. RefSeq lists its product as uncharacterized. The coding region runs from base 272 to 610 and encodes 112 amino acids. The record is from RefSeq and is a predicted model, not a curated record. NCBI's taxonomy places the organism in Eukaryota, Metazoa, Chordata, Amphibia, Anura, Pipidae. The transcript is spliced from 4 exons.